GCGUGGCCACAGCGUCUGACGCGCUUUACGUAAUUCCGCACAUGCGCGGUGUCGACCCUCAAACAGCCCUUUUUAUGCCUAGCGUUGAGCGACUAGCAUCAAACGAGCAUCAAGAUGCAGCUUUUCCUUCGUGCUCAGAACACCCACACCCUUGAGGUGACUGGAGAGGAGACUGUUGGCCAGAUCAAGGCUCAUGUCCAGGCUGUGGAGGGUCUCCUGGUUGAGGAUCAGGUGCUCCUGCUCGCUGGGUGCCCGCUGGAGGAUGAUGCCUCCCUGGCAUCUUGUGGUGUGUCAGAGCACUGCACCCUGGAGGUAGCUGGCAGGCUGCUGGGAGGAAAGGUUCACGGCUCUCUGGCUCGUGCCGGAAAAGUGAGGGGACAGACUCCCAAGGUUGACAAGCAGGAGAAGAAGAAGAAGAAGACUGGCCGUGCCAAGCGUCGCAUCCAGUACAACAGGCGCUUCGUGAAUGUCGUGCCCACCUUCGGAAAGAAGAAGGGACCCAACGCCAACUCCUAAAGGCCUCACUGCGCCUGGAAGCCCACUUUGUACCGAGUUAGAUGUUAUCCUGUACAGAAUAAAAGAUUGGCUUGGUCU
Messenger RNA from Salarias fasciatus (jewelled blenny), 594 nucleotides. RefSeq names its product FAU ubiquitin like and ribosomal protein S30 fusion a (gene faua). Lineage: Eukaryota; Metazoa; Chordata; Actinopteri; Blenniiformes; Blenniidae. Gene Ontology annotation, cellular component: cytosolic small ribosomal subunit; ribosome. The transcript is spliced from 5 exons. The record is from RefSeq and is a predicted model, not a curated record. Bases 115 to 516 code for a protein of 133 amino acids. Gene Ontology annotation, biological process: translation. Gene Ontology annotation, molecular function: structural constituent of ribosome; protein binding.